This is a messenger RNA of Lutzomyia longipalpis, 1297 nucleotides long. RefSeq lists its product as uncharacterized. The transcript has a single exon. Bases 1 to 771 code for a protein of 256 amino acids. Lineage: Eukaryota; Metazoa; Arthropoda; Insecta; Diptera; Psychodidae. The record is from RefSeq and is a predicted model, not a curated record.
AUGCCACCGUCAGAGGCCACACAAUCCGAAAAACAGUCCAAUUCAAAUAUCAAUUUAACACGUUCAACGCUAGGUCUUAACACACGCGUAGUUAGUUCAUCGAAUCUAGGUAGCAACGAUAAUGAUAACGAUACCGCACGCCAAUUAGUUGAUAACAUUAAGUCAAUUGAUUUGGGGGCGGGACACGAAGACGCCGCGGCCGCGCGCAAGGCCAUUAAGCGCAAUUCCGCCAGCCUCAUAAGCUUCAAGUCGCUUGAUAUCAAUCUCAAGAGCAUCUAUGCCGGCUUCAGGGCUAAGAAUUCAUCGGGUGAGGGAUCACGGGGUGGUGGGAGUGGUAGCAGUACAGCCCCAUCGAGCGGCAGCAGCAUCCGCCGGACGCCAUACUUGAAGAUUGAGGCUGUGGACAAGGAUGAGGCGGAGUCACUGCUCACGUACUGCCAGAGUCCAGGCAUGAAUCGGAGCCACAGGGGCAGUGUGGACAGAUCACCGGGCUUCCUCAAUAUACACGCGGACCAACAAUCCCAAUCGCAAUCGAGUUCGCCUUACCUCUCCAUCAGUCCACCCCACAUCAGGCGUUCCUCCACAUCUGACAUCAUUGAUAAGAAACCACCUGGAACGGAUAGUCGUCGUCCCAGUACAAGUAGUUUGCUGCGGAAGGCACGCGAGCGUAAGGGGAGUGAAUGUGGGGCUCGUAUGGGGCGGAGUAUCUCACAAGGGGGGCUAACGCGUGGUGGCAAACGCGGUGGGCGCCGCACAAGUAUGGUUUUCUAAAAAUUUAACCAUCUCCAUUCGUGACUCCCACGCUCAAGUCUUCUCUACAACAUCGAAUGGCAAUUUCAAGAUGGCCACAGUUCACACUGAGGGUGCUCUUUACUUUCUCACUGCGUUCUUAUUUUUAACAAUGGCGGUUGAUUGUCGGUUAAUUUAAAUUUGUAGGUUUUUUUUUGACAUGUGCUAGGUGACAGUUGACAGCUUGUUUUUGACAUUUGGUGAAGAUUUUGAUUGUUUUACUGUUUAUUUUGAUGAAUUUUCAAAAAAAAAAUCUAACUAGCAAUGACAGUUGGAAUUUUUUUUAUUAACAAAUCUUUAGAUUUUUUUUAACAUAACUUUUUUAUUACAUUAAUUUUCUUGUAGAUUUUGGUAAAGAAUAUAUAUUUGCAAAUUUUGUGAUUUUUCGCGUAGAUUUUAGGAUAAAAUUAGUUUGUAAUUUACACACUCUCAUGGACAGUAGAUGGCGUUAGUUGUCCAAAUAUCUGAUGAGUUUCUCAAAGAAUUAAUUCAACAUGAAAAAAAUAAA